AUGACUUCUAACCACAAUCUUCCAGCCGAUGCCCCCGAGUUCCAGAUAAUAUCAUCUCUUCGAUUCGAUCCUGACCUGCCCAAUGCUGUCACGCAAUACUCUGACCAGCGGUAUCCUGAGCCCCGUGACUCGCCCUACUACCUCCUCAAAUAUCACCGAGACCGCCUCUUGAAAGCUGCGAUUGAAUUCAAGUGGGAAAAGGCAAUUGAAUUUCUCCAAAAAGACCUAGAAUGUUUUACUCGGGUCCUGGACACCUUUAUACCUGAUCGCCACAAAGCUUGGAGAUUGCGGAUUGUGGUCGAUAUUGAGGGCUGCUGUUCAAUUGAUGUCCAUCCUGCGGCCACAUGGCCUCUCCAAUGCAUGUUUCUACCCGCCUCGUUCGAUAUCCACACAUCCUUGAGCCCGACGUUCCCGUGGCAGCUCUUCGUUGACUCACAAGGGACGGACCCGUCCCCCUUCACAACGCACAAGACUACGUCCCGUAAUCACUACAAUGCGGCGAGGGAUCGCGCUGGUAUUACCUCUCCGAUGGACCCUAAAGAGGUGCUACUAGUCAACACUCGGGGUGAGAUCAUGGAAGGGAGCAUUACAACUGUGUACUUUAGAGAACGUCAUGGUGGUGAAAAUACUUCUCAAUGGGUCACGCCUUCUCUGGAUAGUGGUGGUAUGGUCAGCGCGAGCAGAGCAUUUGCUCUUGACCAAGGCUUUUGCACUGAGCGUGUCAUUCGAAUAGAGGAUCUUGUCGAUGGUGAACAGUGCUUCUUGAGUAAUGCAGUGAGGGGGUUCAUCCCUGCUGUGCUCAAUUUGCAAGGCCGUUAG
This is a messenger RNA of Talaromyces rugulosus, 819 nucleotides long. RefSeq lists its product as uncharacterized. The record is from RefSeq and is a predicted model, not a curated record. Gene Ontology annotation, molecular function: catalytic activity. NCBI's taxonomy places the organism in Eukaryota, Fungi, Ascomycota, Eurotiomycetes, Eurotiales, Trichocomaceae. The transcript has a single exon. Bases 1 to 819 code for a protein of 272 amino acids.